Molecule: messenger RNA, 945 nt
Organism: Echinops telfairi (small Madagascar hedgehog)
Lineage: Eukaryota; Metazoa; Chordata; Mammalia; Afrosoricida; Tenrecidae
Product: olfactory receptor 481
Exons: 1
Coding region: 7-945 (312 amino acids)
Biological process (GO): sensory perception of smell; G protein-coupled receptor signaling pathway
Cellular component (GO): membrane
Molecular function (GO): G protein-coupled receptor activity; odorant binding; olfactory receptor activity
Source: RefSeq, a predicted model, not a curated record
GGAUAGAUGGAGACUGAAAACCAUACAACUGUGACGGAGUUCAUUAUUUUGGGGUUAACAGAUAAUCCUAUACUAUGUGCCAUCUUAUUUGUGGUAUUUUUAGCAGUCUAUAUAGUUACCAUAGUUGGCAAUAUCAGCAUAAUCAUCUUAAUCCGAAGCAGUCCUCAACUGCACACUCCAAUGUACCUUUUUCUCAGUCAUUUGGCCUUUGUGGACAUUGGGUACUCCACGUCAGUCACGCCAGUCAUGCUCAUGAGUUUCUUGAAAGAGAGAACUACUAUUCCUGUUAUUGGCUGCAUAGUCCAGCUUGGCUCUGAUGUCACUUUUGGUACUACAGAGUGCUUCCUUCUGGCCACUAUGGCUUAUGAUCGUUAUGUGGCCAUCUGUUCUCCCCUCCUCUAUUCCACCCAAAUGUCCCCAACCAUUAGCUUCCUUCUUUUGGGGGCUUCUUACCUGGGUGGAUGUAUGAAUGCUUCAUCCUUUACUGGCUGUUUAAUGAACUUGUCCUUCUGUGGACCAAAUAAAAUCAACCAUUUUUUUUGUGACCUCUUCCCACUCUUGAAGCUCUCUUGUGGUCAUGUUUAUAUUGCUGAAAUAUCUCCUGCUAUCUCCUCUGGGUCAGUUCUUGUAAGCACAUUGUUUACCAUAGUCGUGUCCUAUAUCUACAUCCUCCACUCAAUCCUGAAUAUGCGCUCUACUGAGGGGAGGAACAAAGCCUUCUCUACCUGUACUUCCCACCUCACUGCAGUGACUUUGUUUUAUGGGACGGUUAUGUUUGUUUAUGUGAUGCCCAAGUCAAGUUAUUCAGCUGAUCAGGUCAAAGUGGCAUCUGUGAUCUACACGGUGGUGAUCCCCAUGUUGAACCCUCUCAUCUACAGUCUCAGGAACAAGGAAGUGAAAGAGGCCAUGAGGAAACUGAUGGCUAGAAAACAUUUGCUUUUCUGA